Molecule: messenger RNA, 376 nt
Organism: Ceratotherium simum simum (southern white rhinoceros)
Lineage: Eukaryota; Metazoa; Chordata; Mammalia; Perissodactyla; Rhinocerotidae
Gene: SPINK1
Product: serine peptidase inhibitor Kazal type 1
Molecular function (GO): serine-type endopeptidase inhibitor activity; protein binding
Source: RefSeq, a predicted model, not a curated record
GAGAAGCGGUAAGUUCACUGCGGUUUUUGACUGAACUCCUGGCACAAAACAUCGCCAUGAAGGUAACAAGCAUCUUUCUUCUCUGUGCCUUGGCCCUGCUGAGUUUAUCUGGUAACACUAGAGCUGACUCCCUGGGAAGACGGGCUCAGUGUAACAAUCAGGUGCGUGGAUGUACCAAGAACUAUAACCCUGUCUGUGGAACUGACGGAAAUACUUAUUCUAAUGAAUGCGUGUUAUGUAUGGAAAAUCAGAAGCGCCAGACGCCUGUCCUCAUUAAAAAAUCUGGGCCUUGCUGAGAACCAAGGUUCCGAAAUCCCAUGAGGUCACCACAAACCCUGGCUGGCUCGGUUGUUGAAUAAAAUGCAUCUAAAUACUU